AUGGAGUCUUCAAGAGGCCCCCCACGGGUCAAAAACAAGGCGGCGGCGCCGAUACAGAUCAGCGCCGAGCAGCUCCUCCGCGAGGCCGUGGACCGACAGGAUGAGGGGCUUCAGGCACCGACGCAGCGGUUCGCGGACCUCGAGGAGCUGCACGAAUUCCAGGGCCGCAAGCGCAAGGAGUUUGAGGACUACGUGCGGCGCAACCGGGUGAACCUGAACAACUGGACGCGGUACGCGCAGUGGGAGCUGGAGCAGAAGGAGUUUGCGCGGGCGCGGUCGGUGUUCGAGCGGGCGCUGGACGUGCACCCCAACUCGGUGGUGCUGUGGAUCCGGUACGUGGAGGCGGAGAUGCGGUCGCGCAACAUCAACCACGCGCGCAACCUGCUGGACCGGGCCGUGACGCGGCUCCCGCGUGUGGACAAGCUGUGGUACAAGUACGUGUACAUGGAGGAGAUGCUGGGCAACGUGUCGGGGACGCGGCAGGUGUUUGACCGGUGGAUGCAGUGGCAGCCGGACGAGGCGGCGUGGAGCGCGUACAUCAAGCUGGAGAAGCGGUACGGUGAGCUGGACCGGGCGCGCGACAUCUUCCGGGCCUUCACGGUGGUGCACCCGGAGCCGCGCAACUGGAUCAAGUGGGCGCGGUUCGAGGAGGAGAACGGCACGAGCGACAUGGUGCGCGACGUGUUCGGCGAGGCGCUCGAGGCGCUGGGCGACGAUUUCGUGGACGAGAAGCUCUUCAUCGCGUACGCGCGCUUCGAGGCCAAGCUCAACGAGUACGAGCGGGCGCGGGCCAUCUACAAGCACGCGCUGGACCGGCUGCCGCGGUCGCGGUCCAUGGCGCUGCACAAGGCCUACACGACGUUUGAGAAGCAGUUCGGCGACCGCGACGGCGUCGAGGACGUGGUGCUGUCGAAGCGCAGGCGCCACUACGAGGAGCUGGUGCGCGAGAACGCCAAGAACUACGACGCCUGGUUCGACUACGCCGGGCUGGAGGAGACGUCGGGCGAGGCCGACCGCGUGCGCGACGUGUACGAGCGCGCCAUCGCCCAAGUGCCGCCGACGCAGGAGAAGCGCCACUGGCGCCGGUACAUCUUCCUCUGGAUCUUCUACGCCAUCUGGGAGGAGGUCGAGGGCCGGGACGCCGACCGGGCGCGGCAGAUCUACCAGACCUGCCUGGGCCUGAUACCGCACAAGAAGUUCACCUUUGCCAAGGUCUGGACGCUGGCGGCGCAGCUCGAGGUGCGCCAGGGCAACCUGACGGCGGCGCGCAAGCUCCUGGGCCGGGCCAUCGGCAUGUGCCCCAAGGACCGGCUGUUCGAGUCGUACAUCGACCUGGAGCGCCGGCUGUUCGAGUUCGUGCGGUGCCGCACCCUGUACGAGAAGCACGUCGAGUUCAACCCGGCCAACUGCCAGACGUGGAUCCGCUUCGCCGAGCUGGAGCGCGGCCUGGACGACCUGGACCGCGCCCGCGCCAUCUUCGAGCUGGCCGUGUCCCAGCCCCAGCUCGACAUGCCGGAGCUUCUGUGGAAGGCCUACAUCGACUUUGAGGAGGAGGAGGGCGAAUACGACCGGACCAGGGACCUGUACGAGCGCCUGCUCGAGAAGACGGACCACGUCAAAGUCUGGAUCAGCUACGCCCACUUCGAAAUCAACAUACCCGAGGGCGAAGAAGAAGAGGAGGAGGAAGAAGAGCGGCGAGAGGACCAGGAUCAGGAUCGGGAACGAGAGCAGCCAGUCAGUCAAGAGGCCAAGGACCGCGCCCGCAAAAUCUUUGAACGCGCCCACUCUCGCAUGCGAGACAGGGACCUCAAGGAGGAGAGGGUAUCCCUCCUCAACGCCUGGCUGUCGUUUGAGCGCACCCACGGGUCCGCCCGCGAGAUUGACGCCAUCCAGGCCCAGAUGCCACGCACGGUCAAGAAGCGCCGUCGCGGGGACGACGGCGACUCCUGGGAGGAGUACUUUGACUACAUCUUCCCCGCUGACGAUCAGCAGACCAAGAAUCUGUCGGGUAUCAUGGCCAUGGCGCAGAAGUGGAAGCAGUCUGGUGGUGGGUUGUAA
Geosmithia morbida is the source of this 2058-nucleotide messenger RNA. RefSeq names its product crooked neck. Gene Ontology annotation, biological process: spliceosomal complex assembly; mRNA splicing, via spliceosome. Gene Ontology annotation, cellular component: post-mRNA release spliceosomal complex; precatalytic spliceosome; Prp19 complex. The record is from RefSeq and is a predicted model, not a curated record. The coding region runs from base 1 to 2058 and encodes 685 amino acids. Lineage: Eukaryota; Fungi; Ascomycota; Sordariomycetes; Hypocreales; Bionectriaceae. Gene Ontology annotation, molecular function: protein binding. The transcript has a single exon.